Callorhinus ursinus (northern fur seal) is the source of this 2897-nucleotide messenger RNA. It is a transcript of the gene FAM222A, whose product is annotated as family with sequence similarity 222 member A. The record is from RefSeq and is a predicted model, not a curated record. NCBI's taxonomy places the organism in Eukaryota, Metazoa, Chordata, Mammalia, Carnivora, Otariidae.
AGCGGACAGACCUGCCAUCCCCGACUUCGGACGGCGCGGGUCAGUGCCUGGAUCACCCUCACCGACAGCGUCUCUUUCCACCCGGAGAGAGGCAUCGGCCCCCAAGGGGGGCUCCCUCAGGCAGCCUCUGCCACCUCUGCAUGGCUGCGACCCGGCGAGCGGAGAGUCGUCGCCGCUGAGACCUGGUGCCCUUCAACGGCCUGGCUGAUCUGGGACCCUGCUGCUCCGUGCGCCCCACCGCGGGCCCCCAGCUCCGCCAUGCUGGCCUGUCUCCAGAGGACCCAGAACCCACCGGGCCAACACCUGGCCUGCCCGAGCAAGAGCCUGGAGCUCCGAAAGUGCGAGACGGCGGCCAGCUCCAUGCAUUCGUCCCGUUACCCGAGCCCGGCCGAGCUGGACGCCUACGCCGAGAAGGUGGCCAACAGCCCGCUGUCCAUCAAGAUCUUCCCCACCAACAUCCGGGUGCCGCAGCACAAGCACCUCGGCCGCACCGUCAACGGCUAUGACACGAGUGGCCAGCGCUACAGCCCGUACCCGCAGCACGCCGCCGGCUACCAGGGCCUGCUGGCCAUCGUCAAGGCCGCCGUCUCCUCCUCGGGCGCCGCCGCACCCGCCGGGCCCGCCAAAAGCGUGCUCAAGAGCGCUGAGGGCAAGCGGACCAAGCUGUCGCCGGCCGCCGUGCAGGUGGGCAUCGCGCCCUACCCGGCGCCCAGCACUCUGGGGCCCCUGGCCUACCCCAAGCCCCCCGAGGCGCCCGCCCCGCCACCCGGCCUGCCCGCAGCCGCCGCCACCGCCGCCUCCGUCAUUCCCCUGCCCGGCCGUGGCCUGCCCCUGCCGCCUUCCAACCUGCCCUCCAUCCACAGCAUCCUCUACCAGCUCAACCAGCAGUGCCAGGCCCCGGGCGCUGCGCCCGCCGCCUGCCAGGCCGUAGCCGGUCCCCGCCCCAGCCCGGCCAAGCACGGUCCCGUGCCCGGCUUCCCCGGCAUGGCCUACGCGGCCGCUGCCGGCCUGCCCGACUGCCGGAAGGGCGCCGAGCUGGGCCAGGGGAGCACGGCAGCCUUGACGUUGGCUGGGGCCACCAAGCCUGCAGGGUACGCGGACGGGGGCCUGGAUUACCUGCUGUGGCCGCAGAAGCCGCCCCCACCGCCACCCCAGCCACUGCGGGCCUACAGUGGCGGCACGGUGGCCAGCAAGUCCCCCGAGGCCUGUGGGGGGCGGGUGUAUGAGCGGGCCGGCGGGUCGCCCCUCAACUGCGGCAUGGGGCUGCCCACCGGCUUCACUGUGGGCCAGUAUUUCGCCGCCCCCUGGAACAGCGUGCUGGUGACCCCCACCAGCGACUGCUACAACCCAGCGGCGGCAGCGGUGGCAGUCACCGAGCUGGGGCCGGGGGCGGCCCGGGAGCUGGCGGGGCCCCCCGUGGAGGCCCUCUCGGGCCUGCCCAGCAAGAGCAUGUGCAACACGGCGGUGCUGAGCAGCAGCCUGCAGUCGCUGGAGUAUCUCAUCAAUGACAUCCGGCCCCCCUGCAUCAAGGAGCAGAUGCUGGGCAAGGGCUAUGAGACAGUGGCCGUGCCCCGGCUGCUCGACCACCAGCACGCCCACAUCCGCCUGCCCGUCUACAGAUAAGGCCUGCCCGGCGGCCGCACGGACAGACGGACAGGGCGCCGAGCGGGGAGGCAGGCCGCGGAGCAGGGUGGGCGGUGCCCUGGGGCACCCGGCCUCGCCCCAUGCCCGGGUGCCCGUGGAGGCCCACAGGGAAGCCAGGCUGGCUGCUGCUGUGCGGCCACCUGAUGGGGAGUAGCAGGGCGACCUGGCUCCCCCAGGCCCCUCCCUGCCAUCGGCUGCCCUAGGAUACGGCGGGGGGGGGGUUGCCCAGGGCAGCCGCGGACGGCCAGCCUGUCCUCCUUCCAAGCUGGCAGAGGCAGGGAGAGAGAAACCACCUUAAAACAGGAAUGGUUCUUUCUGGCUUUCCCAGGAGAGGAGCUCAGGCCAGGGUGGGAUACAGGAGAAAAUGUGACAGUCUAGAGUCAGGGUGGGGUCAGAGCAGCCCCCCGGGGUUCAGACAUCUCCUCCCCGCUCCCCCAUAGCUCCCCGGUCUUGGAAAAGGAGCCAAGAAGGGGCAUAGGAAGUCACAGGGCCUACAGUGUCCCCUGCUGGCCAAUCCAGGUGAAGACCACUCUAAUAGAGGCUCCAAGGACUACCAGUGCCCCCCGCUCCUCCCUCCUCCUCUAGGUUCUCCUUCCCCUCCUCCCAUUCCUUCCCAACACAGAAUUGUACCCCCAUCCCCACUCUCUCCAAACCCUGUACUACCACCUUCCCCCUUCUCGCCACAUCUUACAGGGCUGCUGGACACAGUUGUAUAGGCUGUGCACUGCACAAGGGCACCUCGUCCAAGGAGACACCAUUUGCAUCCUAGACUUGUAUAUUUAUUAUGGCAAUUUUCCGAAUCUUGAGGAAGGGGUGCCAUUUUCCCUAUUCGCACAAAGGCACCACAGGGGCUAACAGUGGGCCUGCCAUCUUCGACACCAGUCAGAAGGACCCUACCCUCCCUUCUUCGGGGGUUUCCCUAGGAGCCAGCGAGGAGGCGACCUACUGGUUUUAGUUGGGAGAGCCAAUCCAACUCCCUUCUUGCAAGCUGCCCUCCAAGGCCUGCCGCGCACCAUCAAGGGUCCAGGGGGGGAGGCAGGCAGGGAUUCCCCCCCCUUCCCCGUUACGUCCCCAAGGCCCGGAUUCCCCGAGCCCUGGCCCCUCUGGCACUCCGGAAGCGGUACUGUAUCUCUCCAAGGCCUGUUCAAGCACUAAGUGCAUUUACAAAUCUCUGAGAAUGUUUUUUUUUUAUACUAAAAUUGACCAUUAUAUUCUACUGUGAGAAGUGCAGUCUGCACUAUAUUGUUUUAAAA